Molecule: messenger RNA, 4808 nt
Organism: Gryllus bimaculatus (two-spotted cricket)
Lineage: Eukaryota; Metazoa; Arthropoda; Insecta; Orthoptera; Gryllidae
Source: the annotation of a GenBank genome assembly
AUGAAGUGGCCUAACCUUCAAGAUGUAUAUGAUUCUGACAGAUCAUUUUUGUGGAGGGAUGAAUUCAUGCACAGAUUCCGGUGUGGAUGGAAUAUUCGACAUUUCAUUACUGAAAUGUCGUCAAAAUUUUGCAGAAAAGAUGAAGUAUCGAAUUGUGAUCUUGUAUUUUUUGACUCAAUGAUGCAAAAUCACGAAUAUGCAUACUACUUCAUUGUUAAUGAAUUGAUGUCAAUUGCAAAUGAUGAUGAUCCAGCUGGAAAUCUUACAGAGAAAUUUUACACCGAAAAGGUCAUUCGCUAUGUACGUCAAGUUCAUCUCAGUAAAAAGUGGCAGCAUUUCUUAAGCCUACCAUCUGAAGAACUCGUUUUAGAAAAAGGAGCUGUUCUAGUUGCUCAGUGGAGCCAACCUUUGACCGAAGUUAAAUACAAGAAGAUAGCCAAGCAACUGGAUGACAUUGCUUCUGCUGUGAAAACAGAACUUCGAAAGAAGCACAGUAAUCACCCUUUAUUCCGUGUGCCUCCAGAGAAAUUGUCCGAGUGGAGGAAUAAGAAUAUUAACGACAAUCAGUGGAAACCGUCUGAAUCUCACCAAAUACUUGAUGCACUACGAAAUGUUCUUUUUACACAAAUGGGUUUCCAUGGAAACAAUGAAAUGUAUUACAAUGUUGAAAGCUCCUUUCUGAAUAAGGUCAUAGAGCUUCGUUGUGGAAUUCCCAUUACGUUGAGCAUUGUGUAUGAAAGCAUUGCCAGACGUUUGGGAGUGAAAUGUGAGCCAGUGAAUUUUCCUGCUCAUUUCUUACUCCGUUGGCAAGAAAAGUAUAAGUCUGAAGAAGAACGAAGCACAUAUUAUUACAUUGAUGUGUAUAAUUGUGGGCAUUUCCUUACCAAGCGAGAUUGUCCACAUUAUUCUCCAAACUCUCAAUGCCCAAUGAGAGAAAUAAAAUUGCAGCCAGAAACCUUUGUUAAGGUUGUAGAACGGUUGGCCAAUAACUUGGAGGUGGCUGGCCGGCAGCGUGCACAGGGACGGGAGGCUCGCCUAAGGAGCACCCUGGAGUUGAUGCACCUGGUCAACCCUGCAGACAUGAAUUGUGUUUUCCACCUUGCCCGUUUUUAUAUGCUCCACCAUAUGAAUCUGGGUGAUCUUGUGGCAGCUCUGAAGAAAACACAAGAUUACUUGGGACCACGAGAGCGUGAACAAGCUGCUCAUAUAAUAAAAAUGAUGAGAGUUUAUGAAUCACAUCAUUACAGCAAGGAAUCAGAAUCUCUCCCUGAUAUUGAACCAAGAUUGCGAGCUCCUGGGGUUGAGUAUGCAAUUGGCAUGAUCAUGCGUCAUUUGAGAUACGAUUACACCUGCGUAAUUUACGGAUGGGAUCCUUUCUGCAAUGCAUCUCAAGAAUGGAUCUACCAGAUGGGCGUUGAUAAUCUACCUUGCAAAGAUAGGCAGCCCUUUUAUAAUGUAUUAGUUGAAGAUGGUUCUACUAGAUACGUAGCUCAAGAGAAUCUAGAAGUGGCCGUGAAUCCAAUAAAGAUAAACCAUGUGGAUGUUGGACGCUUUUUUAAGCGAUUCUGUGGAACGCAUUAUGUUCCCAAUACCGAGAAGGAAGAAGAGUAUCCACAAGAUGCUGACGUGAGAGUGCGUUUCCUCAUGCUUCCUCGUGAACUUUGAAAAUUGUUCUCUUUUCAGUUUCUUCUAGUUGUACUUCUCUUGAAAAGGGCGAACUGGAAAUAAAACUGAAUAUUCUGAGAGCUCCACCCGGAAAGUGGCAGUUUUCAGUUCAUUAUAAGAGAGGACCUGUUGUAUAAGCACAAAACAAAUUCUCAAUGUUGUAAUGGGAAGAUUUGUUUGAAUUGUAAAAACACAUUAUUUUUAUUAGAUAUGCCCUUUGACUAGAGAGGUUUCUACUUUGUAUAUGUAUGGAACAUGUGCUGAUGUAAAUAAACCUAACAAAGAGAUAUGACUAACAUUAAAAAGAUGAAAAUUACUGAUGAUGCAAGAGAUGUAUGAGAAUUAUAUUAAAGGUGUAGCUAUGGAUGUUAGUUUAUCAUAGUGUUGCAAAAUGAUGUUUCUAGCAUACUUCGUAUUUGUACUUUGUCUUUUAAUUAUUUGAAAGUUUAAGUUGUUCUUGUGAGAGAUAUUAAAAAGUAUUUAUAAUUUAAAAUAUGGAUGUUAUUCGGUAAUAAACAUAAUUUUAUUGUGCCUACAUUGUAUAGUAUAAUCAGAAAUGUGUACUGUAUAAAAUGAAGUGAAUGAAAACUUGUGACUUUGCUCACAGAAAACAAUUUUUUCAAUUAAUAUUUCAGAAAAGACACUGUAUGUACAAGUAUUGAUUACAGUUAAUGUUUGAAAAGUACUCUUGUACAAAUUACAUUCAGUUUAUUAUUCAGAGUAGCAGAAAAAGAAAUGUUUUUGAAAUGAGCUCUGUUAGUUCAUUCUUUAAUUUAAAAGUCUGAAUUUUUGUUUUCAUAAUCUGUCAUGCAUUAGUAAUGUACUAUGUAUUUUUUUCCAUUUUGUUUUGGCAGUUCAUUAAUAGUAGACACAUACAUGUAUUUUCAAUAAUUGUCGAAGGAAGUUAGUUUGCCUCAUCAGCAUCUAGGAGGCUAAGAGAAAUCUGAAAAUCUUUCUUUAUGUCUCAUUAGUCUAAUUAAAAUACUGAUUGUUUAUUGAUGUCUAUUUGGAACAUUUCUUCCAGUUUUUAUUUAAAUUUAUCAAAUUAUUUUUAAAUUUUACAUGGCCUAUGAUACCUUUUGAAUUAUUUGUUAUAAAACACCUUUUCUAUUUUAAAGGCUAAGUAGCUAUCAAUUUUUAAUUUUUUGAAAUGAAUUGCUAGAAUUAUCUGGCCCCUUGGACAGUCAAAAUAAUAAACUUAGUAACUGAUUAAAACGAGUACAUAAUGGAGUCGGGCAUAUCCAAAGAAACCAAGAAUUAUAGUGCUUAGGGGCAAAUUUAGCAAUUGAGCAUUGUAAUUGAUCAAUUUUUGCAAGGAUCACUGGAUACCAUUUCAGGUAGGCUAUUAUAAAGUUUUAAGGGUGUUUAAUGAGAACUUUUCAAGGGUGAAGUAGCUAUUAUCACAUAGGUACUUUAUUACUGCAGAGAUUCUUUUUGCAACUUCUUAUUCAGACAUUGCUUAAUUAAUGUGUUAUAUUUAAUUUUUCAGAAUUUUUAAUUGCUUAUCUCUGUAAGGUUGGGAAAAAAAUAUAAAUACUAUUAGUUAUAAAUCUAGUGCCUGUAGGAGUUUGGUUGUUUGAUUUUGUUGGUGUUUUCUCUCUUUAAAAAAUACUUUCUUCUUGGUCUCAAAAAGGCAUAAGUUUUCUAAUGCAGUUCUUGACAGAUUUAUUUCAAGUAGUAGUUUAUAAUAAAUUUAAAAUGCAUGCAUUUUUUUGUGUUGUGAGGAAACUUAUCAUUUUAUAAGAAAUUAUCUUUAAUGGGAAUUUCAACAACAAAUUAAAUUAGUAAAGAAUGUUUGUCUUUAUUUCCUAUUGGAGUUCAAUGGAAAUAGAACACAAGAAUUUGCAAGAAAAUCAGAUUUAUCUGAUUUGACUUUAGGAUCACAUAUUUUAAUAUAUAUGUGUACAUGCAAGUAAAAGUGACCCACAACUCUUAUUGUAAAUUUGGAAAUAUCCCUUCAGAGGGAGAAAUCUUGUUUUAGUUACCCCAAUAUUUAGCACAUCUCUGGAAGUAAUUAAUUUGUUUUUUCUCGUCAAAUAAAUUGUUUUUCGUAAUGAGUUGCCUGAAACUUGAUGUAUUACUAUUGCCUCUAAUUCGUUACAUUAAACAGAUAUUAUUUAUAGAUGUGCUUGAUAAAAUUAAUAGUGUCACAAAUACUAUACAUGAGUGCCAAAAGAAGCAACCUUUUUAUUCCUCAAAGAAUGAAAUUGAAAAACUUCUUAAUUUAAAAGAAUCAUACCGACUUAAAUACUAAUGAAACGACACAUUGACCUCAUCCUUGGAUCAAUUAUCAUAAUUACUAGGAUAUGCUGAACAAUACUUGUUUUCCACAUUAAUGACUGACAAUUAAUAGUAACCAAACAGGCCAGUGUGUCAAAAACUUAUGAAUUUAUAAAACAAGUUAUAUAACACAAAGUAAAACAAAAUAAUAGUGCUAGUAAAUGUCACUGAAUCUGUCCAUUAGAUAGAUGUUACUGCUGUAUCCUAGGAGAUUUUCCAUCUCAUCCUAUAAAUUACAUCUUGUGGAAAUCUAUAUCUUGAAAAUGUUUUUGGAAUGUAAAAUGAUAUUUUAAUGUUAUUCACUAAAUCCUUUUUGUAACAAUCAGAAAAUAUUGAAAUGAAAAUUAAAUGUGAUCAUUUUCAAAUUCAGAAUCUCUUGAAUUCUUAUAUUUAAGAAAUCUUGCAUGCAGUGACAGUACAAUGUUAUUGCAGAAUUAUCAUUACUGUUGUUAUUAUUAUUAUUAUACUUUUUAAUUACCUACAAUUAUUCUAAUAUAAAAACUACAAGAGAUGAAACUUUCCAGCCAUGCAAAGAGGUUACAAAAUACGUCAUUAAAACAAAGGCUUAUAAUUUGUCAUACAUUUGACUACUGUAGUAAAAUUAAAUUAGCAAUAUUGGAAUUCUCAUUCAAAAAUGUAUUUUUUUAUAAACUAUUUUGCUAAAAAAGUAAUAAUGGUAUAAAAACUUGGUGUAGAAUGAAUCUGCUUGUACAUUUAAAUAUGUGGAUAUAUAUAUGUAUAAUACUCAGUAUUAUAUGAUAGUAUUGUAUCAUCAAUUAAUUCAUGUUUCAUUAUUGUAAUUUGCCUUGCAUGUAUGUCAGGUAUGUAAUUACAGAAUAAAUUUGACAGUUAUGUGUACAAAA